This is a messenger RNA of Bicyclus anynana (squinting bush brown), 1651 nucleotides long. It is a transcript of the gene Cpr66D, whose product is annotated as cuticle protein 19.8. The transcript has 5 exons. The record is from RefSeq and is a predicted model, not a curated record. Lineage: Eukaryota; Metazoa; Arthropoda; Insecta; Lepidoptera; Nymphalidae. Gene Ontology annotation, cellular component: extracellular matrix. Bases 120 to 785 code for a protein of 221 amino acids.
ACACGCAACAUACAUCGUUGUGGUUCCUGCGUGUGUGGUGUAUUAAUCAUUUUAAUUAGUUAAUUAUUUCAUUUUUAAUUAAUCGUUUUAUUUUAUUGAAUAUUAAAUAGUGUCGUGAAAUGUUGCGUCAGUGUAUUACUCUCGCGGUGUUGGGGUGUGCUUUCGCAACCCCCAUAGCUCAAUACCAAAUACAGCAACAGCAGGAUGAAGGAAUCCCUCCACAUCUACUGAGGCAGUACAUCGGCGGCGGUCAGGCGCAAGCACAACACAUCCCUCGACCUGCCCCACAGCCUGCGCCGGCGCCUGCGAGACUUCCUUACAAUGUCCAAGAGGAGCAGUACCAGCCCAGACCCCAGUACCAGCCGCAACCACAGGCUCCCCCUCAGCAGCAAUACAGACCUCAACAGCAGCGAGAGCCAGAAGACUAUGACCCUCAUCCUUCCUACCAGUUCGGCUUUGAUGUCAACGAUGACCAGUUCACCAACUACCAGAACCGUAAAGAGCAAAGAGAAGGUGACGUCAUCAAGGGCUCCUACUCCGUCGUAGACAGCGAUGGUUUCAUCAGAACCGUGACCUAUACUGCUGAUCCUAAGGAAGGUUUCAGGGCUGAGGUAUCCCGUCAACCCACCGACAUCGUGGUCAAGAUCCCAACCCCCAAACCCCAAGUCCUCCAGCCCCAAGUUCCUCAGCUGCAGCAACAGCACCAGCAACAACACCAGCCACAGCACCAACAACAACAGAGACCACAACAACAACAAAACCCACAAUACUACCGCUACGAAUAAUUAAAUUGUUAUUACACUUACAGAAAAAAUCCGAUUAUCAGAACCAUUGUUAAUGACUGUAUUGAUAAAAGCAGCAAUAUUUUGUUUAUUUGAAAUCGUUGUUUCCAAAAAAGUGGAAAAUAACGAAAUAAUUAAUUUAAAUAAAAUCAAUUAAAAUAACUUUACAACAGCCGAGGAAUUGAAAUCCGAAAUAAUGAAUACCACACAAUUUUUGACUAAUUUAAUAUAACAAUACCAAGUUUUAAAAAGAACUAGAAUCAUGAUUAGUAUUCCAUUCAAGAUCUUAACGGGAGUCAAAAGUAUUCUAAAAAUCUAUUGAUUUAUCUUUAUCACCGCUUAAUUUAUAUUGUUUUUAAAUUCAUUUAUUUAUAAUAUCAAAAAAAUGCAUUAGUAUGCUUGUAGACAUUAUUUUCCUCAUUAGUGACUUACAUUAAAUAUCCUUCUCAUUUAUUUAAUUCAUAAAUCGCACCAUAUUUCAAUAUUUCUUUCUUUCUUUUUCAUAUUUCUUACUCAUUUUACAGGAUUAGUAUUAUAUUAAUCGGGAUAGUCGGAUUUUGACUGUAUUUAUUAUGACCGGUACCGCACAGGGUACAGUUUUACUACCUUAAGUGUUCCUUUUUCAUACUGGUUAAAUGAUGUUGACACCAAUGUUUUAAUCUAUAAUGGAUAUCUAUGAUUUCAAAUCAUUAGUUCGAUAGUGUUUCGAUCAAUGAUGUUGGCGAAGUGUUAGAUAUCAAUUAACAGAUAAACUUGUAUUAUUAAAUUUAAUGUAGUUGUUUAGUAUAGAAAUCUAAUUGUGAACUAUUAGGAUAGGAUUUUGAAAUCUAAGUCCCACUGAACGAAUAAAUUUUUUAUUAUAUUUUAAA